UAAACUCGAAAAAUGAGGCUUGGGUCUGGGAAAACUGGCUUUUAUUUUAUAAUCCAAUCUCAUAGGCUCCUCUGUCGUUCUGCGUCUGCGAGAAGAAAGAAACCCUUCCUCAUUGCUCAGAAGCCGGAGUUCCUCGCCGUUCUCGCUCACGCCGGCGGCUGGCCAGUGCUCCUCCGCCAACACCAUUUCUCCUCCGUAGUCGUGCUCAUCCUCAUUCCACUGCUUCUCCUCCUUCACCAUUGAAGAUCCCCAUUUUCUCUCUUCAGACUGGUCUCUCAUCUCCCCGGCGUUGCAGUGCGGCUUUGUUCUUGUGUCGAAGCUAAAUUUCUGCCUCUCACUGUUUCUUCGCUCGUCGAUCUUCUCUCCCAUUUCUCCCUAUCAGUAUCCUCUCUCCUGGUCGUUCUUCCUCUCAUCCCAUCUCAUCUGCUCGUUGUCACUCUGUCGCCGGCAUCAAAUAAACUGCUACCUUUGUGAUUUUCAGUUGGCAGGAGGGGCUGCAGCUAUACAACAAGUGGCUAUUUGCUUGGAUUUGCUUCUUAGCUACUCGAUCCUUUAAGUCAUUGUGGAUGCUGGCCUGAUGCUAACAUUGUCUAAGCUCAGGAAAAUAUUUGAAAUCCCCUGGGGACCUAGUGUCUGUCACAGGCAAAAUCAUCGUACUUUGAGAGAAACAAAAUGGCUCUCUCUUUCAUGCCCAGAAAAUGACUUGUACCAACCGAAUCGCUUCUCUAGAAUGGAUAACCCUACUACCCUAAAGCAGCCUGAUUUGCGGAUGGGCACCUGUCUUUGCAUUUUGUUUGCGUUGAAGGCUGAAAGUCUUAGAAGUCGGCCAUCGCUUAACUUGGUCUGUGAUACAAUCUCUAGAAACAAUUGGUUUUCACUAUAUUUUGAAGCUCUUGAACAACUUAGAACAAGCAGGGUUUUGGUAACUUCGGAAGCUUACCGUAUUUUGUUGAGGACAUAUCUAGGACAGGGUAUGGUGGAAAGAGCCCUAGCAGUGUUCUGUAGAAUGAGAGAAUUAGAUUUUGAGUUUGAUGCCCAUACAUACAAUACAAUUAUUAAAUCUCUAUUGCAGAAAGAGAUGUAUUUGCUAGUGUUUGCGUUGUAUAAUCUGAUGAUAAAGUUAAAUUGCUGUCCUGAUGAUUAUACUUACUCUUUGUUGAUUGAUGGAUUCUGUAAAUGUGGAAGGAGUGAUGAGGUGAUUGAAAUUCUUGAAGACAUGGACAACAGUAACAUACGACCAAAUGUGAUAACAUUUACUUCUAUUCUUUCUGGUUUGUGUCAGGGCAAGAAAGUGGAUUAUGCAUAUAGAUUGUUCAACAAGGUGAAAGGAAAUUGGUUUCAACCUGAUUUGAUGAUUUAUAGUGUUUUACUUGACGGGUUUUGCAAGCUAGGGAGGUUUGAUGAAGCCCUAUCCAUGGUCCGGUUGUUAAAGAUGGACGGGUUUGCUCUUGGAGUUGAUAAUUACAGUUGUAUUAUUGAUGGCUUAUUUAAGGCUAGGAGAUAUCGCGAAGCAUAUUCAUGGUAUGCAAAAAUGUUCAAGGAGGGCAUUAUGCCUGAUAUUGUUCUUUAUACCAUCAUGAUACAUGGGUUGUCAAAAGAAGGUAGGGUUGGUGAAGCCAUAAAGUUGUUAGAUGAGAUUGUUCAGAGUGGACUUACUCCUGAUGCUUAUUGUUACAAUGCUGCAAUCAAAGGUUUUUGUGAUAUUGGUCUUCUUGAUCGAGCUCUGUCUCUUCAACUUGAGAUUUCUGAGCAUGAUCAAUUUCCGAAUACUUGCACUUAUUCCAUUCUCAUCUGUCGCAUGUGUAAGGACGGAAUGGUUGGGGAGGCACAACAAAUAUUUAAUCAGAUGGAGAAGCUUGGAUGUUUGCCUUCCAUUGUCACCUUCAAUUCUCUUAUAGAUGGACUCUGCAAGGCUGGUCAGCUUGAGGAGGCACGAUUAUUGUUUUGCAAGAUGGAGAUUGGGAAAAAUCCUUUGUUGUUUCUUCGGCUUUCUCAAGGUGGCAAUCGGGUUGUAGAUGGCAUUGGACUUCGGAAAACUGUGGAGCAAAUGUGUGAAUCAGGACAAAUUUUGAAUGCAUACCAAUUGCUAAUUGAUAGUGGGGUUGCUCCAGACAUAUCGACUUACAACAUUCUGAUAAAUGCUUAUUGCAAAGUUGGUAAUGUAGAUCGUGCACUUAAACUCUUUGAGCACCUAAAGCUCAAGGGGCUCUCCCCAGAUUCUGUUACUUAUGGGACGCUUAUUGAUGGGCUUUAUAAGGCUGAUAGAGAAGAGGAUGCCUUAAAGCUUUGUGAGCAAAUGUUGGAAGAAGGAGGUGAGCAUAGCUCUUCAGUUUAUAAAGCACUUAUGACUUGGUUCUGCAGAAAGAAAAAGGUCUCCCUGGCUUUCAGUGUUUGGCUGAAGUAUUUAAAUAACCUUCCUGGCCGAGUAGAUGAUUCAACCAAAGUUUUGGAGGAAUAUUUUAAUGGAGGACAAGUCGAAAAAGCAAUUCGAAGGUUAUUAGAACUGGACUUUAAAUUCAAAGAUUUCAAUUUAGCUCCAUAUACAAUUUUACUUAUAGGUUUGUGUCAGGCAAAAAGAGUAAGAGAAGCACUAAUAAUUUUUUCUGUUCUUGAUGAGUUCAACAUCAAUAUCAACCCUCCAAGUUGUGUACAUUUGAUUAAGGGUCUUUGUAAUAUAGGCAAGCUGGGUAAAGCAGUUGAUGUGUUUCAUUAUGCUUUGGACAAAGGUUUUGUUUUGGGUAGACAAAUUCAUAAUCGACUCCUCAUGCUUCUUCUCUGCUCUCGAACUGAUAAGGAAUAUGCUGCUGCUCUUGUUAAAAGAAUGGAAUCUCUCGGAUAUACUUUGCAUAGGUAUCAUUCAAAGAAAGUGAGGUCUCUGCUGCUUCAUUAUUGGGGACAACAACUAAAAUACCGGAGACAUCAAGCAGAUUACCUGAGACGAGAAUGGAAAGCAAGGACUUAAUUCUCUGAAGUGAUUGAAUGGUGCUGAGAGGUCAUCUUGAAUGGAUAUCUCCAUUUGGAUCUUCACCAUCUUUUCUCUUACGCAGAAUGCUCAGAACCAGGUGUCACAAUCUGUAAACCAGAGUUUGCUGCUGGUCAAUAAUAUGGAGUUUGGUCUUUGGAUAGAUACCGUGUUGGAUAAUCUAAUUGAAUUGUCAAAUGGAAGUAAUGUGCAAUUAUGAUGGCCAUCCAAAAUGUAAGCAGGAGAUGCACUGCUGUCAAAUUGUCUCAGCAGCCUGAAAGUCAGUGUAUGAUUCAGUCUUCUCCAUUAAUCAAAACAAGAUUAAUAAUGACCAUGCGUGCAUGGUAGAGAAAUUUGAGGGGCUUGCAAUGCUACACCUAUAGAUAAUUGGCUGUGGAUUAUUCAAGGAUAUUUUUAAUUAGUACGUCAUUCUUAGAUGUAAUUGAUUGAUCAGGUAAGAUGUUUAUUUACUCAUUCUCAAUGGGUUUUUGACUUGGCAAUUCAGGUUUGGUUUGUAUAUUAAUUUAAUUUGCGCAAAGUUUUUUUAGCAAUGAACCUAAAAUUCUGGGUAUUUUUAUUUUCCUGUCAUUAAAAGGGCAAGCUGAUUUUGGCCCCAAAAAAAAAAAGGCAAGCUAUUUGCGGUUUGUUUAUUGUUAUUUGCAAUUAAUUAUUUUGAUAGAAUUUGUUGCUUUUUCAUUGAUGAUGAAUUUAUAUUCUCCUCAUAAUUAAUAAAAGCCGAGUUAAAAGUGUCAACAGCCUCUGUUCUAUAUUCAAAACGAAUGAGUAAACAGUACAUUUGUGAACAAUAGCCACUAGGUUCAUUAAAAUCUCUUUAAAUAGGACAUCCAAGGGAUUCUAUCCUAACUACUUAAUGUGAAAUGUUCUUGGAUCUGAAUCUAAUAGCAGAUAACCAAUUUAAAUAGAAGAAGGAAACAGAGAAUCUGAAAAUUAACAAGAAUAGAAGGCAGCCGUUGGAGGAUCUCAGCUGCAAAAUCUCCAUCAAUAAUUAAUAUAUAUUGUCUAAUGCUGGUACAUAAUAUGAGCACCAUUCUAAUUAAGAAUGAGUAAAAUACUUGGUUUCCUUCAUAAUUUUUCUGUUUGGGGUCUGAAUAUAGAGAGGCUAAGUAGAUCUGGGUUUGUAUAUAGGAUUAAAAAAAUUGCUAUUGGACAUUUUUUUUUUAUUUGAAAUUAUAUAAUUGGUCAUAGGAGACAAGAUAUAUUAUUUAUUGUAUUUUUGUGAAUAAAUUUCUUGUAGAUGAGUCUACUUGAAGGGAACUAAUUCAUUUAGGAAUUUUUAAUCUAAAUUUGUCACUCCUUUUAUUCUCUCGUGUAUUUCCAUGGAUGCUCCCUUGGCAUCAUUUCAUUUUUUGUGUACUCCAAGGCAUGCUUAUCAUUCCUGUUGUGCAUAUCAUGUGUGAAGAACAUCCACUGCGUUUAUAGAUUGAGUUCUGUUAUGCAUUCUUGGGCUCGUUUCUUUUGAAUUGUUCCAAUUCAAAUUUUGUUACCCAUUUCUAUUUCUUAAAAAAAAAAAAAUUAUUGGCUAGCAUAAAAUUUUAGGUAUAUGCAUGAUCGAUUAUUUUAAUUUUGCUUGGUAUAGUAUCUUCUGUAAAAUUUAUUUCCUUGCUGCGAUCUGUUAGUCGAUAUGCAUCCAUGAUCAGGUAGCCACUUGAAGAUAUUCCAGUCCAAUGUGCCCUUGUAGAUGUUUGUACGAUAAGGAAGGGAUCAACUCAGGUCUUCCUUUUCAUUUUAUUAUUGUAGAACCUUUUACACCAUCUUUUAUUGGAGUUCUGUGCAGAUUUUCUUUGGCAUGUCUAUCUAUCCUUAGCUUGCCAUAGUUGCGCCUUGUUUGUUCGGCAUUAUUAUCCGUCCUCUAGAUUUUAGAAUAUUGGCUAAUGGCUGAUGAUGCUGUAACGUGGAUUGCAUUUAAUAUUGUCCUUCAUUCUACUAUAUAUUACUUCUUUUUUUUUUAACCAGUACUUUAUAUACCUUUACAUUUUGCCUUUAUCUCCAACAAAACUAUGCUUUGCUGGUCUAUCUUAUAUGCUGCCAAAAUAAGUCUAGAUAAAAUCGCGUAUAUUACCAUGGAACAUGCAUAUAUGUUAUGCUCUGAAAUCAUCUUUUUGGCAGUAAAAUUAAUUUGAAUUAAUUUGUAUAUAUACUGCCAUUUUCAAGGCUUAAGUAAGUGUUGGGAAGCUGGUCAUGGAAAAAUCAAUUUGUAUUCUGAUUGUCUUGAAGCUGUGAACCUGACAACUAGAAGCUGUGAUGCAUCGCACCCCUUCAAAGACGUUAUUGUGGAUGCGCAGAUGCUGUUUUAUGGAGACUGGACGGUGGAAGUUUUCCGUUUGUUUUGGGAACACAACUGUUAUGCUAAUUAUUUAGCUAGAUUUGCUCAUACAUUUGAUGGUAUUUUUUUUGUAUCUUUGAUCAUCCACCAACCCUCCCACAAGGGUUGGCGAAUGACGAGGGAUCCUCCCCUCUGAUCAACUCCAAUGCUCUGUAGCUUCUUUUGCUUUUGAAUUCGAGUACUGAUUCAAAGGAAAUAAUCUUUUCAACUUUUUGUAAGUUCGGUGGACAUCUAUGAUCCUUGUAACUUGGAUUCCUUACUUUCAUGGAGGAUAAAGAUUUUGUCAAUUCUUAUACCAAA
Molecule: messenger RNA, 5606 nt
Organism: Prosopis cineraria
Lineage: Eukaryota; Viridiplantae; Streptophyta; Magnoliopsida; Fabales; Fabaceae
Product: pentatricopeptide repeat-containing protein At1g79540
Exons: 3
Coding region: 578-2962 (794 amino acids)
Molecular function (GO): protein binding
Source: RefSeq, a predicted model, not a curated record